Molecule: messenger RNA, 6194 nt
Organism: Micropterus dolomieu (smallmouth bass)
Lineage: Eukaryota; Metazoa; Chordata; Actinopteri; Centrarchiformes; Centrarchidae
Product: exostosin-1a
Exons: 11
Coding region: 1023-3254 (743 amino acids)
Cellular component (GO): membrane
Molecular function (GO): glycosyltransferase activity
Source: RefSeq, a predicted model, not a curated record
CGCCGUCAGUCGCUGUGGUGGGACCGCCGUGCCGCUCUGCUUGGCUUGCAGUCUCCACAGCACCUUUUGUUUUUGUGUGUGUAUGUGUGUGUGUGUGUGUGUGUGUGUGUAUGAGCCACCACUUGAACACUUUACACGAGUGGAGACAUUUACGGGGAAAUUAACCUGUCGGUUUUGCGGGAAGAGCGACGGACAAGUUGUGGGCGAAUGAAGAGACAUGUUUUUUAGAGGGAGAAGAGAGGCUGCCCGGCUGUCUUCACUCCCAACCAGCGUUAAAGCUACUUUGAUGCAGCCGCUUAGCUAACAAGCUAACUGGGAAUGUUUUCAGAAACUAGCCGGUUUGUUAGCUUGCUAGCUAGCUAAAUCGCAUGUAGAAAUCCGCUGUAUAGAUUUAGCGAACAGUUGUAAUGCUACUUUUACCUGCCGAUACAUUAAGUGAAAGAAGUGUGGCAACGUCUCAAACUGAGUAUGUUGAAUGUUUGGGGCUUCGGUGCCCGUUUAGUUGCUAAUUUCCAGUAGGGACGAUAGUUCACUGUCCAGGCAACAAGUCUGGCACACACUGCUGUUUUUACGUUACUCAAGUUUGUGUUAAUUUUGUGCAAUGUUGUUAUUAGUUACCGUUUGGUUUUAGUUAGCUAAAGAUUAACACUUUGUGGUUAAAAUGAACGAUUUGGGCAAAGUAAAUGUAAUGUUAUACAAAGGAAAGUGGGGGCCACUUAAACGUUAGACCCCCACUUUUAAGUGGAUCGGGUCACUCUCUAGUAUAGGAGAUACUGGUGUCAGUUAGUCGAUACAGCUAUUGACGAGGAGGCGAGGUGGAUGAACAUUAUAAGUCGCCCACAUGCUUUGGAUCAGUUCCCGGACUUGUGAAAGGCAUCUGAAGCAGAAGGUGGGAGACCUGAGCGCAAAACCCUUGCAGCCUGGGGGAAGAUGGCAGAGCGUUCCCGCAGGAGGUGGUGAAACCAAAACUUGGGAACAUCUUGGAUUUAUUGCCAGACAUCGUAUCCCAGCCCAUAGGACACAUGCAGGCCAAAAAACGGUACUUAACCCUGUUCUCCGCCGGUGCGUGUCUUAUCCUGUUGUUUUGUUUUGGAGGGAUACAAGUCCCGUUAUCCAGACGGGGUCCCAGCCGGCGUGAUGACCGCAGCCUCACCGGUUAUCAUCCCGGGGCGCGGUGGCAGCGCUUGCUGGGGUCCCUGCAGCCUUUCAGCUCCUGGGAGCAAGACCGGACUGAUGAUCACAAUGAACACAUAUCUCCUAGGCAGAAGAGGGACGCAAGCUCAGGCGUUUACACUGGAAAACGCUGCAGAAUGGAGUCCUGCUUUGAUUUUGCCCUGUGUGAGAGGAAUGGAUUCAAAGUGUAUGUCUACCCCCAGCAGAAAGGGGAGAAGAUGUCAGAUAGUUAUCAGAACAUCUUGUCCUCUAUUGAAGGAUCCAGGUUCUAUACACCUGAUCCAGGACAGGCAUGCCUGUUUGUCCUGAGUUUGGACACUCUGGACCGGGACCAGCUUUCCCCCCAGUAUGUGCACAACUUAAAAGCAAAAGUCCAGAGCCUCCCUCUGUGGAAUGGGGGCAAAAAUCACAUCAUCUUUAACUUGUACUCUGGCACCUGGCCAGACUACACAGAAGACCUCGGCUUCGACAUCGGCCUUGCCAUGUUGGCCAAGGCCAGCAUCAGCACAGAGAACUUUAGGCCCAACUUUGACGUUUCUAUUCCUCUUUUCUCUAAAGACCACCCCAGGACAGGAGGGGAAAGGGGCUACCUGAAACAUAACACCAUCCCCCCUUAUAGGAAGUACAUGCUGGUCUUUAAGGGGAAGAGGUACUUAACUGGAAUAGGUUCAGACACUAGGAACGCUUUAUAUCAUGUUCAUAACUCAGAGGAUGUGGUCCUCCUCACUACCUGUAAGCAUGGGAAGGACUGGCAGAAGCACAAGGAUGCACGCUGUGACAAAGACAAUGCUGAGUAUGACAAGUAUGACUACAGAGAGAUGCUGUACAACUCCACGUUCUGUCUUGUACCUCGAGGACGACGACUGGGUUCCUUUCGCUUUUUAGAAGCUUUGCAGGCAGCUUGUGUGCCGGUGAUGCUGAGUAAUGGCUGGGAGCUUCCCUUCUCAGAGAUCAUCGACUGGAAUACAGCAGCUGUGAUUGGGGAUGAAAGGCUGCUUUUACAGAUCCCCUCAACAGUGCGCUCCAUCCACCAGGACAAGAUCCUGUCCCUGAGACAACAGACCCAGUUCCUAUGGGAGGCUUACUUCAACUCUGUAGAGAAGAUAGUACUGACCACACUGGAGAUCAUCCAGGAUCGGGUACUGCAGCACACCUCAAGGAGUAACCUCAUGUGGAACAGUCUGCCUGGAGGCCUGUUCACCCUGCCUCAGUACUCUACAUACCUGGGAGACUUCCCCUUCUACCACGCUAAGCUGGGUGUUAAGCCAUUCUCCAAGUUUACAGCGAUCAUCCAUGUGGUGACCCCGCUGGUGUCCCAGUCCCAGCCAGUCAUGAAGCUGCUUUUGGCUGUUGCCAAAUCCCAGUACUGUGCUCAGGUGAUAGUUCUGUGGAAUUGUGACAAGCCUCUUCCUGCCAAGCACCGCUGGCCUGCCACUUCAGUCCCUGUCAUUGUUAUAGAAGGCGAAAGAAAGGAGAUAAGCAGUCGUUUUCUGCCCUACGACACCAUCCCCACCGAUGCUGUUCUCAGUCUGGAUGAGGACACCGUGCUCUCCACCACAGAGGUGGACUUUGCCUUCACAGUGUGGCAGAGUUUUCCAGACCGCAUUGUUGGCUACCCAGCCCGCAGCCACUUCUGGGACAGUAACAAGGAGCGGUGGGGCUACACCUCCAAGUGGACCAACGACUACUCCAUGGUGCUGACCGGGGCUGCCAUCUAUCACAAAUACUACCACUAUUUGUACACCACCUACCUUCCAGCCAGUCUGAAGACCAUGGUUGACCAAAUGUCAAACUGCGAGGACAUUCUGAUGAAUUUUCUGGUGUCCUCUGUCUCUAAACUACCACCCAUUAAGGUCACCCAGAAGAAACAAUACAAGGAGACCAUGAUGGGACAGAGCUCACGGGCAUCUCGCUGGGCUGACCCGGACCAUUUUGCCCAGCGUCAGACCUGCAUGAACAAGUUUGCCAGCUGGUUUGGCACCAUGCCCCUGGUCCAUUCUCAGAUGAGGCUGGACCCAGUGCUAUUCAAAGACCAGGUGUCCAUACUGCGGAAGAAGUACAGGGACAUCGAGAGGCUAUAACCCUCCAGAGCCCCUUCCCCUUCUCUCUGGACACAACAAAGACAGAGCGAGGGGGGGUGGAAACGUAGAGAGACGAAAGGCCUUUCCAUGACUGCAUGGAUGGAUCGACUGGGAACAAGGGGAGAGGAGGAAAAGGAACUAGAACAGAUGUGGAGGACGCCACAUACAUUGGUCUCCUUCGUUUCUCCUUUCUACCCUUUCUCUUAUGUGUAAUGGGUUAAUGCUGAGCACACAGACCACACUACAUAAACUAUGACUACCACCAACUGAAGGACACCUGAGGACUUUAAAACCGCUAGACUUUGAACUGAAGUUGUCAAAGUCAUGGAGCUUGGAAAUCAUAGCUUGCUGCUUCAGUGUCCAAACAGCGGCAAACUACUCCCAACUCCAACCCGCUCAAAAAGAGUGUUCUACUCUGUACAGGUUACUGAAAGAUUUUUUGCUGACAGAAUAUUGUUUGAUAAUUAUGACUAUGAAGAGGAUAACACUAUUUUGGAUUGUGUUUGGCUAUUUUUUUUAUACAGUGAAUGAAUGGCCAGCUCUACUCUCUCUGUAUUGUCUUAAUUCAAACCAAUAGCAGGGUGGGUGAAGAGAGGAAUGAUGAGCCCUUCGACCACAGAACUGAGUUAUGAUCAUUAAUCUGAUAUUCACAGUGCCUCAAAUUUAUCCAAUGGCGCAAGAUCUCUCUGCUUUCUAGUUGUUUUUUUAUGAUUUUCUUUAUAAUUGAUGGGUUAAUGGAUCUUGUAGUAAAUUCUUCAGGUCAGCAUUCACAUGUAGUCCUCGAUGAAGUAUAAUGAAAAUUGAUUUUUAAUUGACAAAUUACAGUAAAUUGUCAUUAUGUGUCAUUCUGAACAUGUCUUCCUGCUAAAACUACAACAGUCUUACGCAACUAGCUAAAUUUUACUAAAUUUGCUAUGUGAGAAUACAUAUCCACAGGAACUAAUAAGAAAUGCAGACAAAAUUCAAUGGACUUCUCUAUUUUCUCUUUAGUAAGAAGUCUUCUUCAUGCCUCUUUUUUCAUUCGUAAAGACUUAUAUGACAAGCUAGAAUUGGUACUUGAAUAUCUGCUGGCCUGAAGAACAAUAGAGAAUCAUAAGAGAUGCCUUGGUUAAGGGAGACAGUGCUUGCCAAUUGAGCCAACCACUGGUCUGUUUUGAAACAGUAACCGCUGUGAAGACUAGGGAAUGGAUCUUUUUGGGCUUAGUUAGCAAGGGAUAUUUAUAUACGGUUAUUGUCUCUAUGCCAUAGACCCAAUUUCAUUUUGUCCAGUGACAAGUUUGGCACCAGCCCAAGCUCGGCUAAAACUGCUUUUAGCUAGGAGCAUUGGUGCAGUCAGAGUUGGCUUCAUGCUAAAUAGACAACUGUAUUUUUCCCAUUGCAAUGAACAAAUAUUCUCUCAUGUCAAUUGUGUGUGUUACUUUUAAAAGGCGUAGGGAAGAAAUAAGCACAUUUUGGGGAGAUGUGCUUUAAGAAGUCAGUAUAUUUGCUGAAUACCACUUUGUAUCUGAUAAUCACAGAUUUAAACAGCCAUUCAUCUCUGAGUCAUUCAAACUGGUAGUGUGCUUUCGUGCUUGGGCCACAUUCAAGAGUCCAAAUGUAAAACCAGGAUGUUCAAGUAUGUUCCGUAAUUCAUUAUGUCUCAGACAACACCUUGAUCAGUUUCUGUAUGUUAGUCUUCUCGAUCUGAGACACCUCAUUUGCUGCAAAUCUGUACAUUGAAAGCCAAGUGUCGGUGUAAGAUGAAAUUGGGUUUUUGGGGAUCAGUAGGCUAAUAGACAAAUUGAAAUAUUCAUUUCUAAAUGUUUGGUUCCAUUAAAAGAAUCGCUUCAUUUUAUUUCUGCCCUGAUAUGUCAUAUCAGGUUAUCUGAAAAUGUUAAUGAAUCUGGAAUAUGUACCUGUGUUUGUAAAUAACUGCACCACAUCAUCAACUAUCUGUCCAUGGAGUAUCCCUGUAAAGCCAGCAACAUUUCUAUAGAAACCUAACCACACCUGCCCUGACAAUGAUAAAUGAUCAUUUUGGUAAGCUUCACUGUUCUGUACCCUUCACCCCAAUAUGUGCCAAUAGAUCAGAUAUGGUUUUUUUUAAAAUAUUUUUUCAUCUGAUAUGAAGAAUGCCAUGCAUUCCCGUGUUUAUUUGGUUCAUUAAACAUAUUUGCUGUCUGUAUAAGAAAGUAAAGGAGGUAAUGAGUGUAUGUAUAUGAGCAGAGAUGCAAUGCUGCAUGGUAUUUUUCACUUUUGAGAAUGUGCUAUCAGCUUGACAGCAAACAGUCCUAGUAUCCUAUUAAACACAGUGCUAUCAAGACAACAAGUGAAUAUGGUCGUAAACAGAAUCACAUUUCAGAAAUGAACUUGGUGCAAUAUUUAGGAUGACAUUUUCUCUGUUUUCGUCUCUUUUCUUCCUUCCUUAUGUUUCAGAGGGCAGGGGGGUUAUAUUGAUGUGCCUUCAGAAGAAAUACACUUUUUCCCCAUCUGCCUUGUGCAAGAGAUGGAUCCCUGUUUUGAUUUCAUAGGUAAUUUUUGUUUUCUUUAUCAAUACCCAGUAACGCAUAAUGGCUCCCUAAAUUAUUUUGUUUAACACUGGAUGCUACUAAGACUUAUCACCAUACAUCUGAUACUGACAUUCAUGCCUUUUACUGUUUUUUAUUUUUUUUUAUACUGCCUUGUAUUAUUAUACUUGAGAUGGCCCAAUAAAGAGCCACUCUUCCAGGUUGUCACAAGUAUAAUAAUACAUGUAACACACACAAUUCUCACAUACGCAGUAUUUAUAAGACGGGAUUUAGCCUCGACUGAAUCUCUGCCUGCUUCCUUCACUCUCCUCCGUAACUGCAGACCUAAUUUUAUAGAGAUUAAAAUGGAAAGAUAGAGGAAGAAUCACAAUUUUGUAAAAGAAUUUUAUAAAAACAAAACAAAAAAAUCAAUAAAUGAAAUGUUUGAUAUAAA